Phytophthora infestans T30-4 is the source of this 537-nucleotide messenger RNA. RefSeq lists its product as uncharacterized. Bases 1 to 537 code for a protein of 178 amino acids. Lineage: Eukaryota; Oomycota; Peronosporomycetes; Peronosporales; Peronosporaceae. Gene Ontology annotation, cellular component: cytosol; nucleus; EKC/KEOPS complex. The transcript has 3 exons. Gene Ontology annotation, biological process: telomere maintenance via recombination; tRNA threonylcarbamoyladenosine modification. The record is from RefSeq and is a predicted model, not a curated record.
AUGACUCUGGAGAAGCACACCUACGCACUGUUUGGCAACCGGACGCUCCAUGUGGGCUACUAUACGGACGUGAAGAACAGCCCGACGCUGCGACAAGGUCUACUGGACAAGAAGUUCGACGUCGCACUGAUCAAUGCACACCUGAUCGCCGGCCCAUUCCAGGUCCAUGCUGCUGCCUCGCGAGCUCUAUUGUGCGAUGCGUCCAACCGCCUGACCACGCGCAGUCUGCACGCCGAGUUGGUCUUCAACAUGUCUGGGUCGCGUAAUGUGUCCGAGUCCUUCAAGCGCUUCGGAGUCAACGACGACACCACAUCGCUCGUGAUCUGCGUGUUUGACGCUGACGAGGCGACGCUAGAGGAGGCGGAGACACUGGUGGAAGGCAUGCAGGUGCCAUUCGAAGAGCUCGGCACGCACCUGACCGACAGCGACAUCAAACUUAUCAAGAAAUUCUACAAGAUCUCGGAGCAGGAGCUCACGCAGUCGUCGCUCGUCGACGCUGCAACGUGCAGAAUAGCUACCAAGAGCUGCAGCAAGUGA